Messenger RNA from Cladophialophora psammophila CBS 110553, 735 nucleotides. RefSeq names its product YjeF. Gene Ontology annotation, cellular component: mitochondrion. Bases 1 to 735 code for a protein of 244 amino acids. Gene Ontology annotation, molecular function: NAD(P)HX epimerase activity. The record is from RefSeq and is a predicted model, not a curated record. Lineage: Eukaryota; Fungi; Ascomycota; Eurotiomycetes; Chaetothyriales; Herpotrichiellaceae. The transcript has 4 exons.
AUGGCGCUCAAAACUCUAGCGCCACAAAAAGCGGCAGAUCUGGACAAGGAGCUCAUGAGCGAGGAAGGAGGGUUCAGCAUUGAUCAAUUGAUGGAACUGGCUGGGUUGAGCGUCUCACAGGCAGUGUACAAAGUCCACCCACCCUCCAAAGGAAAGAAUAUCCUCAUUGCCUGUGGACCUGGGAACAACGGAGGGGACGGUCUCGUCUGCGCCCGCCACUUGCACCACUACGGCUACAACCCAGAAAUCUACUACCCGAAGCCGACCAACGCACCCAUCUUCACGGGCCUCCAAAGGCAACUCCGCCACUUGCACAUCCCGUUCCUGACCACGAUUGAGGAGUAUCAGUCCUCGCUGGGAAAGGCCGAUCUGAUCAUCGAUUCCCUGUUCGGGUUCUCGUUCAAACCCCCCGUUCGCGCACCCUUCGACACUGUGCUCAAGGCCAUGAUCGAGUCCAAGAAACCCGUCUUGAGCGUCGACAUACCUUCGUCGUGGGACGUGGCCGCCGGCCCGCCGGAAGAAGGCCAGCUCGGACACGACUUCAUGCCCGACUACCUGAUCAGUCUCACGGCCGCGAAACCAUGCGUCAAGUUCUUCAAGGGCAAGAAGCAUUUCAUGGGCGGCCGCUUCUUGAGCAAGGAUGUCGCUGCCAAAUACGGCCUCGAUGUCCCGAACUACCAAGGUAUCGAUCAGGUCGCCGAAGUGGACGUGGGUACGCCGGUGGAGAAGCUGUAA